AUGUCUGGUGGACCCAAGAAAUGCUUGUCUUUAAUUGGAUUCAGUCUCAUCUGUCUUAAAAUGAUUGCUUCAGCAAAAAAAGCUCCUGAAAUACCCACUAUUGAUCAGGCAUAUUCAAAACUCAGCAAUAGCAUCACUGUGGAAUGGGGAACAGUGCCAGGGGCUACCAGUUAUCUCCUCAUGGCUGAAGAUGGAGACACUGUCAUUGAAACCAUGGUGGCCAGGUCCCCAGGCACAGUGUCAGGCCUGAAGGCUGCAACCCUGUACCAGGUCACUGUCAGAUCCGUCAGUGCCACUGGGAGAAGCCAGGCAUCCCCUCCAAAGCAGGCAAACACAGUGUUGGCUGCACCAAUUCUAGAAGUAAGUUCUCCAAGUCCAGACUCUAUUCUUGUGCAGUGGGAAGCUGUAUAUAUGGCAGUUGGAUUCUCUGUGUCCAUUAUGCAAGCCAAUGGUUUGGGUAGAAGGUGGAAAGAGAAUACCACAAACACCUCCUUGACAUUCACCAGUUUAGAUGCCGGGACUCUCUACACCAUAAAGGCGUAUGCGUGGAAUGCGAAUGGAACCCCAGGGGAUGACUCCACUUGCGAUCAGAGAACAAGUCCUCGUGCUCCUGCCAACAUUCAAGUCUUUUUUGAUAUCGGGGCUCUGAAGGCAUCUGUUUCAUGGGCACUGACAGAAGGAGCUUUCAACUAUACUGUGAUGGCUUUCAGUGACUCUUCAGAACUGAGCUGUAAUACAACUUCCAGUUCCUGUACCAUCUCCUCUCUCCAGUGUGGAACUGAGUAUUUGAUUUCAGUUUUAGCAAGUAACGAUGCUGGAUCAAGCAAAUCAGCUUCAACAGUGACCCUGAAAACUGUUGCUUGUGCACCUGGAAGAGUGACAAUCCAAGAGGACCCCCCUGGCCACCUGUCUGUGGCUUGGUCCAGUGUAGCUCUGAGUGACUACUAUGUGGCCUUUGUGAAGAGUGACGAUGGCUUGGAAGUACACUGCAACACAUCCUUCACCCAGUGCAAUUUCUUAUCUGAAUGUGGCUUCACUUACUUUAUUAGUAUAUUUGCCUUUAACAAGGCAGGGCAGAGUCCUUUGGGUGAUGUGUUCAAUUAUACCACAGCUCCCUGUUGUCCUAGUGACAUUAACCCUGUGUUGGUGUCUAGUGACAGAGUAGAGAUUGUCUGGUCUCCUGUCCGUGGUGCAGAACUUUAUGAAACCAAGGCAGUGGAUGGGCUCAACGUGGUUGAGUGCAAUGACACGGCUCCUGCUUGCACCCUUUCAGCUCUGGAAUGUGACACCACGUACAACAUUACAGUGUAUUCCUUCAGUGAAGUGCGGGGCAGCAAUAUGUCAUGUACUUCCCAAUUUGUAACCACAGCUCCUUGCAGUCCUGAGAUAAAAAAUGUUUCAAAGGAUGCAUUCUCCAUGGUUAAUGUGCACUGGCGAUCCACUAAUGAUGAUGCUACUUACACCGUGACUGCACAGGGAGACAAAGGGCUGUACAGGUGCAGUAGCACAGGGGAGUCCUGUGCCAUGGGCAGCUUGCCCUGCGGCUCUGUGUUCUCUGUCACCGCUGUAGCCGAAACGCAGGCAGGACAGAGCCUUCCAAGCUACAGUGUACCCCUAGAAACAGUGCCAUGCUGUCCAAUGGGUCUGACAGUAACUCAGGUCACCCAGUCAGUAAUCAAUGUGAGCUGGACUGUUGGGACUGGGGCCCAAACCUAUGUGACAGUUCUGGAGUCGCGCACUGGGGUGUCUAAGUGUCAUACCCAACAAAACCACUGCCUCCUGGGAUGCAUCACAUGUGGCGUCAAUUACACAGUAUCAUUAAAAGCAGUUAGUGCCACUGGGUCGACUGCGGACUGCACCUACCGAAGCUAUUCCUCUAGUGCCUGCUGUCCUUUGGGGGUGAAAUUAUAUAGGCUGGGCCCUAAUGGCAUCCGGAUCUACUGGCAAGCCUCCAGGGGCUCUGCCAAUUAUAGCACUGACCUCUAUGGUUCCAAAGGCAUUUUUACUUGUGCCCCACGCCCUGGCCUCAGUUUUUGUGAUGUCGCUGAGAUACCCUGUGGGGAUGUAUAUACCGUGAUGGUCUCACCAGUUGCUGAGACAGGACUGACGGUCACUUUCUGUCCAAAAAAAAUAUACUCAGUAACCUGCUCUGGAAGUACACUUGGAAUGGUGAUUUACAGAGGGAAGAGAAAUGCAGAAUGAUACUGUGAGUCAUGGGGGAAAAACAGAGACUUGACCUAAGUUGUCUCAAUUGUUAGUGUGAUUAGAGAUGGAAAAGAUGUAUUAAAAUAAAAAAUAUUUCUAGGAUAGGACAAACUCCUUUGGCCUUUAGAAGGGCAUCUCUGACUCCAUUUCCUGAGGGCAAAGGCAAGUAUGUCCUCACCUGCACAGAAGUUCAAGAUUUGCUUUGGAGAGGACUUGGUGGAGAAAUGGAUCCGGAAAGUUCUCUGGACAGCUGCAAGAGUGAGCCCACAUACUGGGAAAUCCUAAGAUCUGCUUAGCAGAAGUUCCUUCUGAGAUUUCAUAUCCAGACACACCACAGAUUUCAACACAUCCACUUCAUAACUGUUUGAUCAACCUGCCAGGCAGCCCUCUAGCCAUUCAAGGGCUGGAAUGUAUGCUCACAGAGAAGU
Manis javanica (Malayan pangolin) is the source of this 2633-nucleotide messenger RNA. It is a transcript of the gene FNDC7, whose product is annotated as fibronectin type III domain containing 7. The record is from RefSeq and is a predicted model, not a curated record. NCBI's taxonomy places the organism in Eukaryota, Metazoa, Chordata, Mammalia, Pholidota, Manidae. Gene Ontology annotation, molecular function: protein binding.